UGCCAUCCCCCUGCUACACCUUAGUCACUCCUUUAGACAAGUCAAAUCUGUCUCUGCCUGGCCCUCCUCUGAUCGCUCGCUCUUCAUCUAUAAGUACGACGGGUAAGCCUGACCUAAUCUUUCGUGCCCCGCUGGUGCCGCCUUCGCUGAUCAUCCAUCGCAGUGGCCACUACCUAUACUUGUACAUACCUUCCUUCACCCACAUCUCACCACAUCCCAUCGCUCUCCGCAACAUGACUGCCGCCGCCAUAUCCACCCCUCCCAACGGCCCUGCGGGCCAACCGGCUCUCACCACCGGGCUCAACACCGCCGAAACCAUGACCCUCGACAACUACACCUUUCCCGACGACCGCAUGAAGAAAGUGCUCUCCAACCCGAACAAGACACCGCUCGUCCUCGUCUCUUGCGGCUCCUUCUCCCCGCCUACAAACCUCCACCUGCGCAUGUUCGAGGAAGCAGCCGAUUACUGCGAGUUCGAGACCGACUUCGAAGUGGUUGGAGGUUUCUUCAGUCCCGUGGGCGACGCAUACAAGAAGGCCGGUUUGGCUUCCGCUCAUCACAGGAUAAACAUGACUCGCAUCGCGGUGCAGGACAGCUCGCAAUGGAUAGCCGUAGACCCGUGGGAGCCGCUGCACAAGGAAUACCUUCCCACCGUGAAGGUGCUGGACCAUUUUGACUAUGAACUCAAUGAGGUCAGGAAGGGAAUAGCCACGGCAGAUGGCGGAAGACGACCCAUUCAUGUGGCGCUUCUUGCCGGCGCCGACCUGAUACAAACGAUGAGCACUCCAGGUGUUUGGGCACAUGAGGAUCUGGAGCGAAUCCUGGGCCAUUACGGCGCUUUCAUCCUCGAGCGUACGGGAACUGAUAUAGAUGACGCACUCGCCAGCCUUCAACAGUGGAGAGACAAUAUUCGGGUCAUCCCACAGUUGAUCCAGAAUGAUGUCUCUUCGACCAAGAUCCGCUUGUUCCGGAAGCGCGGCAAGAGCAUCCGUUACUAUAUCCCCGAUAAGGUCGUCGACUACAUCUAUGAACACAAUCUCUAUCUCGAGGACGACAAGAAGCAGGCCGAUCAUGGCAAGGGAAAGGAGAAGGCAUCUGAUGACGACGCAUCCUCGUCAUAGGCAGACAUCGGGAGUCGACGGUGUUUCCAUUCAAACUUUCAAAAUCAGGGUCCAGCGUCCUGGCUCCACAGUCAGGAGGUUGCCGCUUCGGCCUCGCUCGCUAUCGCACUGCCGGCUGCUGGCCUCUCCUGGACUUCUCGCGGUCGUUUUUCAGUG
Westerdykella ornata is the source of this 1277-nucleotide messenger RNA. Its product is annotated as nicotinamide mononucleotide adenylyltransferase 1. The record is from RefSeq and is a predicted model, not a curated record. Gene Ontology annotation, molecular function: nicotinamide-nucleotide adenylyltransferase activity; nicotinate-nucleotide adenylyltransferase activity. The transcript is spliced from 3 exons. The coding region runs from base 234 to 1121 and encodes 295 amino acids. Lineage: Eukaryota; Fungi; Ascomycota; Dothideomycetes; Pleosporales; Sporormiaceae. Gene Ontology annotation, biological process: NAD+ biosynthetic process.